Molecule: messenger RNA, 1410 nt
Organism: Megachile rotundata (alfalfa leafcutting bee)
Lineage: Eukaryota; Metazoa; Arthropoda; Insecta; Hymenoptera; Megachilidae
Product: synaptic vesicular amine transporter
Biological process (GO): aminergic neurotransmitter loading into synaptic vesicle; transmembrane transport
Cellular component (GO): synaptic vesicle membrane; terminal bouton
Molecular function (GO): serotonin:sodium:chloride symporter activity
Source: RefSeq, a predicted model, not a curated record
AUUCGCGUGGCCGUUCACCAGGAUGACGAUGUUAGAAUUAGAGAAGAACUCGCGGGUCAUAAUCGUCACGGUGGUUUACCUGAGCCUCUUCUUGGACAACGUGUUGCUCACGGUUGUUGUGCCGAUUAUUCCCGAUUACCUUUGCACUCUCGAGGGAAACUCGACGAGCAACGAAAACGAUGAAAACGGCCGAGUUGGAUUAUUGCUGAGCUCGAAGGCUCUCGUACAAUUAAUACUAAAUCCUGCUGUGGGUACUCUUACCGGUACCCUGGGGUAUUCGAAACCGUUGUUCCUCGGAAACUUGAGUCUUCUGUUGGCGGCAAUGCUGUUCGCGUUCGGGCAAACUUACGAGGUCCUGUUUCUUGCUCGAAGUAUCCAGGGCAUUUCCUCCGCGUGCAUCGGAGUUUCCGGGAUGUCGUUGGUCGCCUCUCAAUAUACUGAAGAGGACAAGAGGUCCAAGAUCAUGGGUUUCGUUUUAGGGAGCAUCGCACUCGGUGUCCUCGUGGGAUACCCCAUUGGAUCGGUGCUUUACGAUCUCGAGGGAAAAAUGGCACCGUUUUUACUAGUCUCCUGUUUCAUCGUUGUUGCCAUAUGUCUGCAAAUUUUGACUUUGGACGUUCAGACUAACACCAAGUCUUCUAGCGAGCAGAAAACAUCGUGGACACAUCUGCUAUCUGACCCACACAUACUCAUCAUUUUUGGAGCUAUAUGGUGUUCAACCUCUCCCAUGGCAAUUUUGGAACCCUGUUUACCAAUAUGGCUGCGAAUGCACGUAAAACCCAAGAAGUGGCAGCUAGGAACAGUGUUCAUUCCGGACAGCGUCGGAUACCUGGUUGGAACGAACUUUUUUGGCGUGAUAGCUUAUCGUUACGGCCGCAGUAAAGUCGCUGUUCUGGCCAUGUUCGUCGUUGGUAUAAGUGCUAUACUGAUACCGUCCGCUGUCACAAUGUCUCAGCUGAUUGUUCCUCAUCUGGGGAUGGGAUUGGGUAUCGGUGUAGCGGACGCAGCUCUUGUGCCACUGUUGGCUAGCUUGGUGGACCAAAAUGGCGACUACGGACCCGUUUAUUCUAUUCAACAAGUGGCUGUUAGUUUAGCCUACUCUCUUGGACCUAUCCUUGGCGGUGAGAUGGUAAAAUCGAUUGGAUUCCAAUGGGUCAUGAGAAUCGUCGGCUUAAUGAACGUUGCCUACUGUCCCCUGCUGAUCUAUCUCACCCUGGAGAGGAGAAAAUCAUUGACCCAAGACGAUGAAAAGAAGGAUUACGAAACCUUUCAGAAAUCCGUGGCUAAGUACGAACGGUUUCAGGAGUCAGACGAUGAUCUUUGAUCCUUUCAAUUUUCCCUGCAACAAAUAAUUCCUCUUUUAAUCCUGAUCAAGGAGCGGAUCAAGAGUACAAUUAACUGUGUAAGGAA